AGCGCAGUAGCGAAAGUGGUCCAAAUCGUUCAUACGAUUAUGAUUCCAAACGGGUAUAAAAACGCACAAAUUUUUACGAACCGCAUCAGUUUCGUAGAAACAUUUUCACCAAAAGCAACAAUGGCCCUCAAAUUCGUCAUCCUCGUCGCCACUUUGGCAUACGCCAACGCCGGACUCUUGGGAGCUCCCGCAGUGGCCACCUAUUCGGCAGGACCGAUCGUGUCCUCGUACUCAGCCCCAUUGGUAACCAAAUCGAUCGCCCCGGUAGUGUCAGCUUACGCCGCCCCCGCAGCACCCGUAGUUGCCGCAUACUCAGCCCCAGCUCUAUCGAAAUCGGUAGUCUCCACCUACACCACACACUCAGCUCCACUUGUCGCUAAAGCCGUUGCUCCAGUAGCGACCUAUGCUGCUGCUGCUCCAGUCGUAUCUGCCUAUUCCGCCGGUCCAGUUGUAUCUUCUUAUUCAGCUCCAUUGGUAGCUAAAUCUGUGGCUCCAGUUGCAUACGGCGCCGCUCCAGUAGCAUACGGCCCCGCUCCAGUAGCAUACAGCGCUGCUCCAGUAGCAUACGGUGCGGCUCCUUUGGCUUACUCUGCCGGUCCAGUGGUUUCCAGUUACGGUGCUCCAGUCGUAGCCAAGAGCGUUGCUCCCGCGUUGGCCUACAGCGCUCCAGUGGCCGCCUGCAUCCAAAUCGAACCGCUCCUUGUCCUCGCUGUUACGCUCACGUACGCCAGCGCUGGUCUAAUCGGUGCCCCAGCCGCCGUUGCCACCUACUCCUCAGCUCCGGCAGUUAGCAGUUCCUACUUCCACCAAGCAUCUGCUCCCGUGGCAGUCGCUCACGCGGCCCCAGUGGGCUACGCUGCUCAGCACGCUCCAAUUGCAUAUGCUGCUCAACACGCUCCAGUCGCCUAUGCUGCUCAGCACGCUCCAGUAGCAUACGCCGCUCAAGCCAUCCAUGCUCCCUCGGUCGGAGUAACGCAAGAAAGUGUAGCACGUUCCCUUGGAGGCGCCCAGUCUGUCUCCACUUUCUCUAAAGCGGUCGACAGCGCCUUCUCCAGUGUUCGUAAAUUCGACACCAGAGUGACCAACGAUGCCUUGGCUUUGGCUCCAGCCCAAGUUGCCUAUUCCUCACCUUUGAUCACAAAGGCGUACGCCCAGCCAGCUCCCCAAUUGGCUUAUGCUGCUCACGCUGCUCCAAUCACAUACUCCUCUCCAGUUGUAGCCAAAACUUACGCCGCAGGUCCUCUUGUUUCGAGCUACGCUGCCCCUUUGGUAGCCAAGGCUCCAAUUGCCGCAUACGCAGCUCAGGCUCCGCAACUGGCAUACGCUGCUCAUUCCGCUCCAGUCGCGUAUUCAUCGCCAGUGAUCGCUAAGACUUAUGCCGCAGCUCCAGUCGCAUAUUCCGCUCCCGUAGUAGCGAAAUCUUACGGCGCUCCAGUAGCCGCUUACGCAGCUCAAGCUCCAGUUUUGACCAAAACUGCCGUAGCUUACUCUCCAGCUUCCGUUGUGGCCCACACAACGUUCCAGGGACUGGGCGUUGAAUACCACUAUUAAACGAUCACAUCAGACUGCCAUUUUUGUACAUAGGAUUUAGUGCGUGUUUUGUAUUUAAUUUAAUAAAUUGUUUUUAUUGGAUAA
Molecule: messenger RNA, 1635 nt
Organism: Cylas formicarius (sweet potato weevil)
Lineage: Eukaryota; Metazoa; Arthropoda; Insecta; Coleoptera; Brentidae
Exons: 4
Coding region: 40-1551 (503 amino acids)
Source: RefSeq, a predicted model, not a curated record